Molecule: messenger RNA, 2929 nt
Organism: Haliotis rubra (blacklip abalone)
Lineage: Eukaryota; Metazoa; Mollusca; Gastropoda; Lepetellida; Haliotidae
Product: nck-associated protein 1-like
Exons: 27
Coding region: 87-2873 (928 amino acids)
Biological process (GO): neuron projection morphogenesis; cell morphogenesis; cell projection assembly
Cellular component (GO): SCAR complex
Source: RefSeq, a predicted model, not a curated record
UUUGGGCAAAAAUGGAUGCCAAAUUUUGAGGAAGUGAUCGAUUAUCUCAAACAAGGAAGGGUAUUACCAGUGAACAACGCUCCAAAAUGUCGCGAGCAAUGAUUCCAAGCCAGCAGAAGUUGGCUGAAAAGCUAACUAUCCUCAACGAUCGAGGAAUAGGCAUGCUCACACGAAUAUACAACAUAAAAAAGAUGCUGGGCAAUAAUGAAAACAAACCACCCUUCCUGUCUGACAAAACCAUGGAAUCAGCCAUCAAGAGCAUCCUGAAGAAGUUCCCGCAGUAUGACAUCAAACAGGGGCAGCUGAAUGUCGUCAACACCAUGAAAAGUGAGGUGACCAAAUCUCUGUCUCUGUACUACUACACCUUUGUGGACAUCUUGGACUUCAAGGACCAUGUGGUGGACCUGCUGACAACGAUAGAUGCUUGCCAAGUACACAUGGACAUCACGUCCAACUUCGACCUGACCAGGAACUAUCUUGACCUGAUAUCGACGUACGUAUCGAUCAUGAUCCUGGUGUCCAAGGUGGAGGACAGAAAGACAGUGCUGGGUCUGUUCAAUGUGGCACAUGAAUUCCUGCACGGAAAAGGUGACCACGCAUAUCCUCGUCUGGGGCAGAUGUUCCUGGACUAUGACAUGCCCAUGAAGAAGUUGUCGGAGGAGUUCGUGCCACAUUCCCGGUUCCUGAUGCCAGCUCUACUGUCUCUGCAUGACGUCUACCCUCGACGGAACCUCCCAGCCGAACAGAUGCGGAACCAUCAGUUCCUGAGUCUUCUGUCGGAACCUUCCAAGAUGUCCACUGUUCCCAACACAGACAUGAUUCAGUGCGAAUAUCAUUCUCUGGACGUAAUGGAGCGAUGGAUUAUAUUUGGACUGAUGCUCUGCUACCAACACGUGUCGAAGGCUAAGGCGUGGGACCUGUGGAAGACCGCCCUCAGCUCCGCCUACAUCAUCCAGCUGUGUCGUGAUGAAGUCCUACACAUACACAGCUACGUCGUCAACUUCUUCGACAGUCUCAAGGGACACAACAUCCAGCACAAGCGGGUGACAGAGGUGAAGGAGCUUCAGACACUGGCGUUACAGACAGCUCCUGCAGUACACCGUGAGAGGAGGAAGUUCCUGCGUACUAUGCUGCGCGAACUGUCUCUGGUGUUUUCUGACCAGCCUGGCUUGCUGGGGCCAAAGGGCUUGUUUGUGGUACAAGGGCUGUCGAUGGCCCGGGAUGAGAUCCACUGGUUGCUGCGACAUGUUGUCAACCCUCCAUCAAAACGUCACAACAUCAAGCUCUCCCAAGAGGACUUCUACGACAGACAACUCCCAGAACUGUUGUUCUACAUGGAGGAGCUGAAAGGGCUGGUGAAGAAGUACAACCAGGUGAUCCAGCGUUACUAUGUGCAAUACCUGAUGGGCUACGACGCUGUCUAUCUCAAUCAACUCAUACAGAAUCUUGCAAUGUGCCCAGAAGAUGAGUCUGUGAUCCUGUCAUCUUUCUACAACACAAUCUCUGCUCUCUCUGUCAAACAAGUUGAAGAAAAUGAGCUGUUUGACUUCCGAGGGCUUCGCCUGGACUGGUUCCGACUGCAGUCGUACACCAGUAUGAGUAAAGCCGGACUGAUCCUCAAGGAUCAUCGAGACCUGGCUCGCCACCUCAACACCGUCAUCUUCCACACCAAGAUGGUUGACGCACUCGAUGAGCUGCUCAACGAAACCGGGGACCUCUCUAUAUACUGCUUCUACACAAACCUGUUUGAGCACCAGUUCAAGCAGUGUAUGGAGUUCCCUGCCCAGCACCGGUUCAGUAUUAUCUUCCCCAUGAUCUGCGGCCACUUCAUGAACGCCACCCACCCGCUGUGUCCUGAGGAGCGGCAUUCUGUCGGGACCACGAGUGUCCAGUACGCCCACUGGUUCCUGCGUGAGAUGUCCGAGGAGGUGAACCAGGUCAUCACGGCUAUCUGCGAGGAACAGUGCAUGCUUAGCUACAAGCUGCUGCCGAAGCACAGUGCGGCCACCAUCCUCAAUACAGUGCAGCUCAAGAAGAACAAGGAGAAGAAGAACCGAGAGAUCAAAGAGCCUGAGAAACCAGGACAGGAGAGCAUCCGCAAAAACAGGGAGAACUUUACCAGAAUGGACAAGCUCCACAUGGCACUGACGGAACUGUGCUUCGCCCUCAACUACUGUAACAUCAUCACCGUGUGGGAACACGGCUUUGUGCCCAGAGAGUUCUUCCUUCAGCAUCUAGAGACGAGAUUCAACAAGGCUCUGGUUGGGAUGAUGAUGUACAACCCAGAGACCAGUGAGAUCGCCAAACCCCUCGAGCUCCUGAACGGGCGUGUGGAGAGCCUACAUGAACGUAUCAUCCAGAGUAUAGAGAACUAUGUUCAUAUCGAUAUUGCCCGAGUCUUCAACAACGUCCUCCCCCAGCAAACACAAGCCACCGACAGCACCGGAGAGAAGACUGUUACAUCCAACUAUACAAACUGGUACCUGGAGGUGCUCCUGCGUCGUGUGACGAUCAACAUCGGUCAGAUUGUCUACUCCCCCAGCCAGAAGGCAUUCGUUAGCGUUUCCUCAGACGGAGGUGCGCCCUUUGCUGCGGAGGAAUACGCUGAUCUAACAGAGCUGCGAACGCUGGCGGAACUGAUUGGUCCAUACGGGAUGAAGUACAUGGGGGAGAGACUGAUGCUGAACAUCGCCAGCCAGGUGGACGAACUCAAGAAACUUGUAAUUAUCAACAAGGAUGUGCUGAACAAGCUCCGGACCAGCUUUGAUAAUCCUGAUACGAUGAGAGAACUGUCCCGGAAGCUACAAAAGACCAAGCCCGUAUCAAGUAAGGCUGUGUCAUUAAUAUGUCCUCUGUUGCUUCACUGGCAGUGAUGAACGUAAUAGUAAACACAUUCUUACCCACUUCGCCAUAGGUGAACAUUGGGAGA